Molecule: messenger RNA, 762 nt
Organism: Chaetura pelagica (chimney swift)
Lineage: Eukaryota; Metazoa; Chordata; Aves; Apodiformes; Apodidae
Gene: DUSP6
Product: dual specificity phosphatase 6
Exons: 2
Coding region: 1-762 (253 amino acids)
Biological process (GO): negative regulation of ERK1 and ERK2 cascade; positive regulation of apoptotic process; protein dephosphorylation
Cellular component (GO): cytosol; cytoplasm
Molecular function (GO): MAP kinase tyrosine/serine/threonine phosphatase activity; protein tyrosine/threonine phosphatase activity
Source: RefSeq, a predicted model, not a curated record
AUGCUUUUCUUCCCAGGCGGUUUCAGCAAGUUCCAGGCCGAGUUCGCCCUCCACUGCGAAACUAACCUAGACAGUUCGUGUAGUAGCAGCUCUCCUCCUUUGCCAGUUCUGGGCUUGGGAGGCCUCCGAAUCAGCUCCGAUUCCUCAUCAGACAUUGAAUCUGACAUUGACAGAGACCCCAAUAGUGCCACCGACUCCGAUGGCAGCCCUCUAUCCAACAACCAGCCUUCCUUCCCGGUGGAGAUUUUACCCUACCUCUACUUAGGCUGUGCCAAGGACUCCACUAAUCUGGACGUUUUAGAAGAGUUUGGCAUUAAAUACAUCUUGAAUGUGACCCCCAACCUGCCUAAUCUCUUUGAAAACGCCGGCGAAUUCAAGUACAAACAGAUCCCGAUCUCUGACCACUGGAGCCAGAAUCUGUCUCAGUUCUUUCCUGAGGCCAUCUCCUUUAUAGAUGAAGCACGGGGGAAGAACUGUGGUGUCCUGGUGCAUUGCUUAGCAGGGAUCAGCCGCUCGGUCACAGUGACGGUGGCCUACCUCAUGCAGAAGCUCAACUUGUCCAUGAAUGAUGCCUACGAUAUUGUCAAAAUGAAGAAGUCCAACAUUUCACCCAACUUCAACUUCAUGGGUCAACUGCUGGACUUUGAGCGGACCCUGGGCUUGAGUAGCCCGUGUGACAAUCGAGUGCCGAACCAGCAGCUGUACUUCACCACCCCUUCCAAUCAGAAUGUCUUCCAGGUGGAUUCCCUGCAGUCCACGUGA